Messenger RNA from Aspergillus wentii DTO 134E9, 1320 nucleotides. Its product is annotated as DUF2855 family protein. The record is from RefSeq and is a predicted model, not a curated record. The transcript has 3 exons. Bases 1 to 1320 code for a protein of 439 amino acids. Lineage: Eukaryota; Fungi; Ascomycota; Eurotiomycetes; Eurotiales; Aspergillaceae.
AUGGACUUCCACGUGGUUUCGAAAGUGGACAACAAUAUUCAUGAAUCUUUUUCCUUGGACAGAUCGUCCUAUCCGGAGCCUAAGGAAUUAUCGCCUGAUUCUGCGCGUGUCCAGCCAGUCGUUAUCAGUCUGACGUCCAACAACCUGAGCUAUGCGCGCUUUGGUGAUUUCCUCCAUUGGUGGGAUGCAUACCCAGUCCCCGCAACAGCCCCAGCUCCCUACAAUGACAAAACCAAAUGGGGCAUCGUUCCAGCCUGGGGCUAUGGGAUCGUGACUGAAUCGACCAUCAACUCUCUAAAGCCAGGAACUCUUCUCUUCGGAUUCUGGCCAACAUCGUCUGCUCCGGUCGACUUGAAGCUUUCUCCCUCUGAGCCCAGCGGAAACUGGGUUGAAAUCUCCGAGCACCGCAAGCUACAAAUGUCGAUUUAUAACGAGUACAAAGAAACAGGCCACUACGACCUGCCAACCUCCGGUACGGUCGACUGGCCAAAAGAGCAAUUGGAUAACAUGGCCUGGACGGCCCUUCUUGGCACAGUCUGGCAGACAGGAUACCUACUCAACAAGUAUAGCUUCACCACAAACCCAGAAGUCGACCCUAACAUCGGUCCUAUGGGCGCGUCAACGCCGUGGUCAAAGGAAGAUGCGGAUCUUUCCGAGGCAGUCCUGGUGAAUUUAUCAGCAUCCGGUAAAACGGCACGAGGCUUUGCCUGGCAGGUUCUCAACAAACGAUCCCGCGGUGAUGGACCUUUGGGAUUUUUGCAGAUUACGCAGGCUCCAGAGACGAUUGGCGAGGUUGCAAAGAGGUCGGCUCAGAAUUCUGGUACUCCUACCAAGGCGUCUGGAUACUCUGAUAUCGCAGGUGGAGUGGAAUGGGCGGCAGGUUUGAAGCCGAAGAAGCUGGUUAUUAUCGACUUUGGGGCCAGAGAUAAUGCGGUGAAAAAGCUGGUUGAAUCGGUAAACGAGUCACCGGAGCUGAAGGAAGUGAAAACUGUUAUCAUCCAUGUUGGAAGUGAACAAAAGGUCUACUCCAAAGAAGAAAUGAUGGCAUAUCUUCAAGAUAUGCAGAUGCUCGGCAAAGUGCGCUGUAACACGGCAGACAUUCUCGACGCUGUCGUUGCCUCUAUCGGCAGACAAGCCUACCAAGAUGCCGUCCAGUCGAAUUGGAAUGAAUGGAGUCAGGAAAGAGAAAACAAUAUCCCUGACAUGAAGCUCACUUGGAGUGACAGUGUCUUUGGAGAACAUGGCAUCCAUGGAGGCUGGGAUCGAGUUACUACGGGGUCUCUUGCGCCCCAUGAGUGUUUGGUUUUUAAAUUCCGGUAG